CACACACUUCACAAAAAGCAAGCGAAUGAAGCACCACCACACAGCAUCACUAGAGAUGGAAAUUACUCGAGUAGUAAAAACCCCCCAAAAGAACGGUGUAACUUUAAAUGUGUGGUGAUAAAGCACAAGAAUUAUCAGCCAUAGCAGAUUACAUUAAAAUACAAUCCGGUUCGAGAAAGGAGGAGAGGAGGUAGAGGUGUAGCAUCAGCAAAUCAAAGGCAGAAGCAGCAUCAGCAGUGCAGGUAGUGGUUUGUGCAGGCAUAAGCAUUCAUCUGGAUUCGAAAAAACGCGAUGAACUUAGUAAUAACGAUGGAGGUUCCCUCCGAAGGUCCAGGAACUUACUGCCGUCUGUGUCUAAGCAGGUGUGGUCUCAGGCAAAUAUUUUCUAUGCAAGCUCCAGAUAAAAAUGAAUGGAUUAGCAACAAUUCGUCCGAGCUGGUUGAGAAAAUUUACGAAUGCACCAACAUACAGCUCAACUCCACGGCAGAUGCGGGAUGUGCCAUUUGCGGCCGUUGUUUGCUGGCGGUGCAGGAUUUUUACCACUUUCGUGUGCGCAGCAACAAGGUGAAUGAGCUUAUUCAAAAGAUGACAAUCGCUACCGAUAAGGUCGAAAGUGUACCCGUUACACUGACAGAAGUAGCGAUCGGCAACCAGUAUCAAUGCGCAAACUGUUUGGCAAAGUUUCAUCAUGCUCGAUCGCUAAGACAGCACCACAAGCUGUUUUGCAUUGGUAGACGAGAAACUAGCAAUGGCACUUUAAUUAUCGAGCACAUCGAUCAAGAACAGAUAGAAAGCGAAAGUGUGGACUACAUAACGCCCGACGAUCCCCCAAUUCCGGCCCCAGUCGCCCCGCCGGUGCAGCCAGCCAAGCAAUCCAUGGAACCACAGGAAACACCAGUCAUGCGUGAACCUGUCGAAGUCGUAGAUAAGGAUUUAAAAACAUUCCCCAGACCUCCAUACUCCUACUCGUGCCUAAUCGGGUUGGCCCUGAAAAACUCACACUCCGGCUUGUUGCCCGUGCCCGACAUCUACAGCUUUGUUUGCGAACACUUCCCAUACUUCAGGACAGCGCCGAGCGGGUGGAAAAACUCCCUUCGGCACAAUCUGUCACUCAGCAAGUGUUUCAAGAAGAUCGAAAAACCGCUAUCGUCCGGAGCCUAUCGCAAGUGCUUCUUUUGGAUGAUCAAACCGGACAAGCAGGCAAAGCUGGACGAGGCAGUGAAGCAGUGGUUCCGCAGGAAGCCGGACAUCAUUCACCGAGCGAUGGCACAUCCCGAAUAUCUGACGGCGCUCGAGCGGGGCGAGAUGAAGCACGGCUCAGUGCUAUACGAUCAUAUCGACCUGGAGGACGAUCUCGACGAAGAUAUCGGGGAAGAGGACGAUGAUGUGGAGUUCAUCGAGCCCGAGCGUGAAACGCUCGACGACGAUGCGGAAAGGUACAUCAUCGCCACGCUGGAUGCUGGAUUGAAGGAUGAUGAUGAUGAUGAUAAUGAAGAGGAGAUGCCGAGGUGGUCCACCGAGAAUCGGCAAACCAUUCAGCUGCCGAUGAUCGAACCCGGUCAAAUAGUUGCAAAUGAGACUGAAGAAGAAUACCUAGAACUGGAAGAGGAAGGGGAUGACGAUGGUAUGGAGAUCAUCGAGCCCAAGCACGAAACAAUCCAUUUUGAUGCAGAUCGUUCAAUCAUCAAAAUGCCGGAAUUGGUAAUAGAUAAUGAGGAGGAAGAAGGCGGUCAUCAAGUCAAUUUCAAUUUGGAGGUUCCUGAUUAUUACGCAUCCGCGAAGGUUAAUUCCAAACACAGCAUGCUUGCGUUGGCCGAAUUGACCGAAGAGGAUCUUGUUUCGCUCGAAAAUGAAGAUGAAUUCCUUCUUAAGCAGCCCCAAAAGCACCGGCAACAAGCCGAGCAACAAAAUCCAGCAAAACGUGUAAGUAACGAUACGAGCGAGACUGGGGUGAGCUUUCAGCAACAUUUCGAGCAACUGCAGAAGCAGCAAUAUCGGCUACGGAAGCACUCUCGCCAGCUUCGGCAAAGAAGCGUUCGCCGAAAGGUUCCGAUGGGUUCGCGAUUGGCGUGAAUUAUCCCCGAGGAGAUGGAUUAGUAGAAUCGUAUGAAUUCAGUAGUGCACAAUGCAAGUUGUUUUGUUGGUGUAUCGGACGCGCGAUUUCGGACGAUUAGUCCGUAAUUCUUCUACCAUUGGAAUUGGGUAAGUAGUGAAUGGAAAAAUUGCACAUUUUUUGUGAUGGCACAUUGCGAGUUCCAUUUAUUUACAAAAAAAGUAAAAAGAAUGGUAAAUGGUAAAAGCAGGUUAAUGUUAAGAUUUUAGGGAUAAGUUUAGAAUUUAAAAAUAUUGAUUUUACUGAAGUAAUAGUUUUUUUUAAAUGAUGAUUGAAGCUAAUUCUAUGAUGUUAAAAAUUUAAAAUCUAAAAUUUAAUGUUAAUUUUUGGACAAACUUAGUACAUUUGCUUUAUUGUUUCCAUCAAUUAAAUUCUCUGUAAUGUUUCUUAAAAUGUCCGUAAUCAAAUUAAAUUAAAGUAAAUAACCAUCAUGGAAAUUUCAUCAGUUAAUACUGCCAACUUUCCAAUCUAAACAACACGCUUAGAAUCUUCUUUUUCUUAUUAACGACCUACACGGUCAUGUUGACUUCUACUGACUACAUAGACUUAUUGGGAUGGGAAUGGAUCCUGUUCGGCCUUGAAGGGGCCAGAGCUGAUAUCGUAUAGAUCAAUCCAGGACAUUAGACACGAAUAAUAAUAACAAUUAUUAUUAUUAUUAUACCGGCUCUCUAUGACUUAGGCAGCUGUUUAAGUUCUUGGGAGAAUUCACAUUGCCUACCUGGGUGUGUUAUUAUUUUCGUUGUACUGCUCAUUAGUAUUAUUAUACACUCUGCAAUCUGCCGUUAGCAUGAUACAUCAUAUUAAUCUUUAUCUUAUGUGAGGGAAUAGAGAGCCCCUAAAGGGAGUGCUAAUAGUCCUUAAGUCGAUGUUUCAGAAGAAAGAGAAGACAUACCACAAACAUAGAUAGUUUGUAACCAUUUUUAAUCUUCCGCUUACUUUAUCUUAUAAUAAGAUAAAUGUAUUGUUGAAAAUAAGCUUAAGGCACUGAAUGAAUGAGAUGUGUGUGUGUGUGUGUGUGUGUGUGUGUGUGUGAAUAAGAGAGUGACGCUGGUACACCAAUAUCAUAAAUUGUGUGUAUAUGAAUAAUUUUAAGUAUAGCGAUAGGCCCAUGUAAAUUCUUUUUGUUUUAUCAACAAUCAAAUACAUUACAAACGUUCAACAUAUUGCUGUAAGGAUGACGAAUAAAAUCUUUUAAAAAAAUGUAAACUUGUGGCAGUACUCGUAUUUUUUGUAUUAUGUUAGAUAAGUUAGAUAACAAUCUUUAUCUGUUC
Anopheles merus is the source of this 3384-nucleotide messenger RNA. RefSeq lists its product as uncharacterized. Gene Ontology annotation, biological process: regulation of transcription by RNA polymerase II. The record is from RefSeq and is a predicted model, not a curated record. The transcript is spliced from 4 exons. NCBI's taxonomy places the organism in Eukaryota, Metazoa, Arthropoda, Insecta, Diptera, Culicidae. Bases 292 to 2073 code for a protein of 593 amino acids. Gene Ontology annotation, cellular component: nucleus. Gene Ontology annotation, molecular function: transcription cis-regulatory region binding; zinc ion binding; DNA-binding transcription factor activity, RNA polymerase II-specific.